CAAGCGUCUGUAACAUGUCAAAACAGAAAGUUUUAUACAUUUGAAGUUUUUGCGUGAUUUAUAGGUAAUUUAGUAAUAUAUUUGCCGGAUCAGCAAGGAUUAUGUACAAGAAUUUUGUUAGCAAAUCUAAGAUGACAGAGGGUCUUCACACAGUCGAUGGUGUGCCUGUAGGCAUCGGAGACAGAUUAGAAUGUGAUGGUUGUCUUGCAACGAUCCGAUUCAUAGGGGAAGUUCCACCUACUAAAGGUGUAUGGCUAGGCGUGGAAUGGGAUGAUCCUGAGCGAGGAAAACACAAUGGCACACACGAAGGCCAUACUUUCUUCACUACCAGACACCCAAAGUCUGGCUCAUUUAUUAGACCAAAGAAGGCAAACUUUGGUGUAUCCUUCAUGUCGGCUGUUUGCGACAGGUAUGGAAGAAUAGAGGAUGAAAAUGCUGGUGUGAUUACAGAUGAUUUGUACGUGGUCGGGGGAAAAAAUCAGCAGACUGUGGUUGAAAUGGUCGGAGCGAGGAAAGUGAAUGACCUUCAGGGCAAACUUGAUGAACUGAAAGAAGUGGCUCUAAGAGGGAUGCUGGUUUAUGGAACUCUGGCUUCAGAUGACAUUUCUGUCCUCGUGCCUUCCAUUGUUGACCUUGACAUUUCACAAAACCUGCUAUCGUCAUGGCAACAGAUUUCAGAAAUUACAAAACAAUUAAGAAAGUUGAAGUCAUUAAAUGUUAGUGGCAAUGUUCUGGAGAUCCCAGACAGACCUGGGGAUCUGUUAGAGAACUUCUCCCACAUUACUGCCGUCUUCCUCAACAGAAUGGGAUAUGACUGGGCUGAAGUGCUCAAGUGUAGUGAGAUGUUCCCGCGCCUGGAGCAGCUACAUGUGUGUUUCAACGGUAUCAGCACCCUUUCUGUGCUGAAUGGUCACCUACAGAAUGUCCAACUGGUCAACCUGGAGUCCAACACUCUCCAGGAUUGGGAGCAGCUGUUGUAUCUCGGACAUCUGCCUCACUUACAUACCUUGAUAGUAUCUGACAACAAGAUACCGCGAGUGUUCUUUGAUAGCAAUGGAUCUUUUUCGACAGAACUCUUCCCGAAACUUAGAUGUCUGACAAUCAACAAUAACCUUGUCAAUGAGUGGGAAAGCAUAAAUGAGUUAAACAAGUUGGCCAGUCUAGAAGACCUCAGAAUCAAGUCCAACCCCUUGAUGGAAUCAGCCACAGAACAAACUGUUCGGCAGCUUCUCAUCGCUAAGCUGAAACAUCUUAAAAUGUGCAAUAGGACGGAGGUUGCGAAUGAUGAGAGAAAGGGAGCCGAGAUAGAUUACCUGAAGCGGUUUGGCCCGGAGUGGGUAAAAUCUGGGGGCCAUCAGGACCUUAAUGUUAGCAAGCCCUCCCAGGAGUUUGUAAAGCAGCACCCACGCUACGCUGAUCUUGUCAGUAUUUGGGGAGCUCCUGAGGAUUCAGAAAUGAAACAGCAGUCAGAAACACUAAAGAGCAGUCUUAUAGGUGUAAAGAUCAUCUGCCCUGACCUGGCGGACAGUAAAGUGCUGGAGAAGAAGCUCCCUUUGACCAUGACUGUGGGGAAACUGAAGGCCUUAAUCUUCAGGGUGUUCAAGAUUGACUCUGAUAUCAAACUUUUCUACAAAAGUCUCAAGAAUGCUGACCAGAAUUUGGAGUACGAGCUGGACAAUGACCAGAGCUUCCUAUCAUUCUUUGCUAUUGAACAAGGCGACACUAUUAUUGUCAAAUUAUGAGCGACCCUCAUUUGACUUGAACUCCUUUACACAUUUAGACAGUGUUUUAAGCUUCCUAAUAUGUAUGUUGUUGAUCAAGGGGAUACUCAUUGUCAAGUUAAAACAGACCUCUGAAAUGACAGCUGAAGGUUGCUGAGUUUAUAAUGAUCUGCCCAUGUUUAUUUGCUGCAUUCAUGAUUGCUUGUCCCCAUCAGAUAAGGUGUAUUUUUAUGCCAAAAGGAACACAAAUUGGUGAAUGCUUUUAUCAGUCACAUUGAAAUUUUCCUGAGAUAACUAUAGUUAUCUGUUAAUCUGUUCAAUCUCCAAAGAGUUAUAUCUAUGUUAAUAGCUGCCUAUACUUGAGAACGCGGCUAUAUCCACAUGAUUCUGACAAAAAAAAAUCAACCAAAGUUGCAGUAUGCUUACUUGACUACAUGAUCCUUAAAAUAUCCAUUUUCCAGUACUAAAUAAAGCACAUCAGAACGCACAGAAUGCACCAGAUUUCCACCAUUGUUUUCAAAAUUUUCCCAGGGGGCAUGCCUCUGGACCUUAUUACACAAUUAUGACCCCACAUGAAAAGAGGGCCCCUGAUAUAUGGCAUUGAACAAGGAAACAAACCACCAAAGUUUUCAAUAUUGUCUUAAAGGCCUAGUUUAAGCCUUCUAUAAGUGACCCCCCAAAACCUGUAUUUGUACACAAGCUGUGUUAAUUGAUCUUAUUGCCUAAUUGUCUUAUCAGAUCACAAAUCUUGAGUAUUCUGCUGUGCAGUUGUGGAAGUUUUAUUAUAAAAAUGGUCCCUAAAUGGCCCUGAGCCAAUAAACGUAUACACAGGAAAUUGGCCCCUACUGUGACACCAGUACAAUUUGCAGGAGAUGCACAGCAGGGGGUUAUCUAGCCAAACAUUCCUUAAACUAGGCCUUUAAAACUGUGAUCAACUUGUAGUGCCUAAGACUUCUUUAUGUGUUUAUUUAUUGUUUGUUAUUAGACUUGUCAAGCAUUGUAAAUGCAUUGUAAAUGAUUACAACUGCUUAAUGAAUUAAUCUCAUGUUCAUUUAACAAUAUUCUUCUGACAUUCAUACUCGGCAUGAUCAUACACAAUUACAUUGUACACUGUAUUGCUAUGAUGAAAUACGUGUGGCUGUUAUAUGGUGAUAUGGAUACAUAAUGUACAAUUUAAAACAUGCUGAAUAAUUACAAAUAAAAUUAAAUAACCUUGGGCGGUUAUUCACUAG
This is a messenger RNA of Mya arenaria, 2953 nucleotides long. RefSeq names its product tubulin-specific chaperone E-like. The record is from RefSeq and is a predicted model, not a curated record. Gene Ontology annotation, molecular function: alpha-tubulin binding. The transcript is spliced from 13 exons. Gene Ontology annotation, biological process: protein folding. NCBI's taxonomy places the organism in Eukaryota, Metazoa, Mollusca, Bivalvia, Myida, Myidae. The coding region runs from base 102 to 1742 and encodes 546 amino acids.